UGGGCACGUGAUCGGAAGUUACACGUUGAUUGGUUGAAUUCUACUUCCGGCAAAUCUGACAGUCAAGUGCUCGAAGAUGGGGGAGAGAGCGGAAAAAGAAGCUUUUGUUACCUUGGCAACAAAUGACACAUAUGCCUUGGGAUGUCUCGUCUUGGGGAAUUCCCUCCGUCGCGUGGAAACAACACGGAAACUGGUUGUCAUGGUAACGGAUGGAGUUACACUGUCAAUGAGAGACCAGUUGGGCCGAGUAUUUGACCUGGUGAAUGAGGUGAACGUUUUCGACAGUCACGAUGCUGUCAACCUGCAGCUUCUAGGUCGCCCUGACCUCAGCUGUACUCUAACCAAGCUCCACUGCUGGCGACUCACACAGUACCACAAGUGUGUUUUUAUGGAUGCUGAUACUCUGGUACUACAAAAUGUUGAUGAAUUGUUCGACCGCGACGAGCUCUCAGCAGCCCCCGAUGCAGGUUGGCCCGACUGUUUUAACUCCGGUGUUUUCGUGCUGGUACCCAGUUUGGAAACAUAUUGUGCUCUUGUACAGUUUGCGAUGACGCAGGGAACUUUCGAUGGCGGUGACCAAGGUCUAUUAAAUCUGUAUUUCCAUGACUGGGCGACACAGGAUAUAGCGAAGCACCUUCCCUUUAUCUACAACGUUGUGUCUCAGGCGUUCUACAGCUACCUACCAGCAUUUACACAAUUUAAAGACCGUGUGAAGAUAGUUCAUUUUAUCGGUGCCGUGAAACCAUGGCACCAUGCUUUCAACACGUCUACCGGUGAAGUGAUGCCCCUUCCAGGCACUGGACACAGCCAGGAAUUUCUCCAAAUAUGGUGGAGUUUAUUCAUGCAGACAGUGCAACCCUUACUGGACCCCAGUGCGAGUGUCUCAUCGACGCCGUUUUUACGGUUUGAGUACGUGUCAUCAAAACAACACGAAACAUCUCAUCCCGUCUCCGAAUCCCAUUCACAACCCACCUAUCAAGUUGUCUUUCCUUACGUUCCACCAACACUGGACCAAGUCUUCUAUGCCCCUCCUUCCCACGAUGCAACACACCAUCCUGAGGGAUCAUGGGAUAGCAAUGGCGGCCCUGGUCCUUGUGUUGUAGAGAUUUCAUCCGAGCCAGUUAGAUCAUACAUGAGCAUAGAAACACAUUAUACUGAAGCACCUUUAUCCCAAAUUGACCCCGACGGUCCACCAAAGGAUCUCUAUUCUGCUAGCGAAUUAGAAUCAACCCUCACUGUUGACGACACCCCUGUCAAAGAUGAGGCUGGUUCAACUGAUGAGUCACUAGAGGGCUCUGGUGGUUGCCAUGGUGCUAAAGACCUGGAUGACCUUGAGACUGACGUAGGUCAUGGGUCCCACCCAGUCGAUAUUGAGGAUGAAAAUGGCAAUAUUAUUAAUAACACUUUGUUGGGAGGACUUGUAGGACAGUUGGCCAGCCUUGACCUUGAGGGUGGCAUGGGCGGAACAGGUGCCGCGGUGUUCAUGGAUGACCGGGAACGCAAGCUGGCCUGGGAGCGUGGUCAGAUGGACUACUUGGGGAUCGACAAGUUUGACAAUAUCAUGAAAAAACUUGAUGAAGAAAUAGGGGAUCGGCGCUCACCUAGCCCCAGCAAAAGUGGAACGCCCCCCCUGCCUCAAGAGCCGGACGAUAAGCCUGGUGACACAGCUGUAGUAUCGCCUCAAGGAACGGCGGUGCCUGCCGAGAGUACUGCUAAGAUCUCACCACCUUCAGGCAACUGAUCGACACAACGCUCCGUACGAUUGCUCAUUUGUUCAUCUGCCACACGAUGUUUGAAUCCACUGGAGAAGUAACCUUGACCUUGAUGAGCUGGCCCUAACAGCAUGCUGGGAAGCCUACGUAACCAUGGCAACAUCUGAGAUCUUCAGUUGGCUUGCUGCUAAUGUAAUGUCUGUCUUUCUUUAGUUAUGGCCGACUCUUGUAGCUUUCUACGACACAAUAUUGGAAUGUGGUCGUCCCUCCCUGCUGCAUGAAACAUGUAUCGUUAUCAGUUUUAUCCUUGAUUAUCUCCCUUACUUGUUGAAAUGGAUAUGACAAAAGAGGAAAUUUUGUAAAAAUGUAUCACCAAAUCUCUGUUGCCAUGGCAACUUGUAAGCAUGACAUUUUUUGUAAAUUUUGUUUUCAAGCUCAGUUCUGGAAUCCAAUGCAUUUCAAUGGUGAUUUACGUGACAUCGUCUUCUCGUGUUGAUAGGGGCAGUGGGGUAGCCUACUGGUUAAGGUGUUCGCCGGUUACACAGAAGGCCCAGGUUCGAUUCCCAUUUUGCCCCACAAUUUGUAACAAAUGACUAAACUAGGGGCAGAUAAUCAAUGGUGCUUGCAAGGAAGUAAACUGAAAUAAAACCUUAUCGGGGUUAUUUUUAGGCAUGCUUGACUGUAACCCAGUAUUUACAUGGACGCUUAUAGAUGUCUUUGUAAAGUAUGGGGAAAAUAACCCUGCCGUGAAUACAUCUGUCUCACUCCAUGCUAAAAGCUCUACCUCAAUACACAAGAUGCGUGGUCAUCAGGAACUGCUCCCGACUUCCACAUGCCAGACAAUAUUGUGAUAAGAAAGCUACAAGAGUGUCUGUUCCUCCAGGCCGCUGUAAUAGAAGAACAGUUGGUGUCAGGUUAAGAGGGACUGUGCUGUGUGGCCUCAAGGUCAGGAGGUUGACAAAUAAAAAAUAAAAACAUUCCAGUUACAUAUAUAUAUUUUUUAUUUCGCAAAAUGUUAAGUAGUUGUUAGAUUAAAUUUUCAGCCGGUUUUGAUGAUUGUAAUUUUAAAUAAUUUAUUCAUUUUGAAAAUUUUGCUUAUUUCUUGUCAGCAGAAUUAAAAAACAAUGUUUUUAAUUUUUAUGUUUUUUUUCAAUUUUUGGAUGACGUUAACAAGUUUUUAAAAAAGUGACAUCUAAUAAGUGUAAGGAGAUAAGAAUGACAUAUUUUUAUAACUUUGGGUUUAAAGAUAUAUUCUGCUCAACUUUUGAUAGGGAGAAUUUAUAUUUGUCAUUCUAAUUAAAUUUAAGCUUGACAUGAGAAUCAGUUUUUUGUUUUGAAAGAUUGAAAAAUCCCUAUCACAGAUGGAUCAGUAUUCAGCGCGGUCUGAGUCAAACUGACAAUCGGCCCAAGCCUAGUCCCUCUUAAUGGCUGCUACUGUUUCCAUUGAUGCACAAGGAUGUGUUCUUAGAGUCGGACAAUGAGAACAAUGUUGUUGAUACGAAGAUUGAAGUCAACUUUUAACAUUGGUAUCUGUCGUUGGUGUCUUUCAGGACAUGUACUGUUUGUUAAAACUUGAAAUACCAUUAUUGUUUUGAGAUACGCAAAUACUAGAAAGUCUGUUAUUAAUUUGAUUGUUUUUCUGUGUCGGUGAGAAUUUACAUCAGAAGAUUUAUCAUGGUAUAUCUUGUUGAAUGUUUUUUCAGACUAGAACAUUUUGUUAUCCACAUUCGCUACACAGUUCUCUCCCUUGAUUUGUAGACCACGCAAUUCUACUUGGGUCAGAAACUGUUGUCCAUAGUUUUUUAACAUAAUUUGUUGUUUUAAAUUGAUUGACAGAAACUUUUGAAUCAGUUCCGAAGAUUUUUUGUCAGAAUUGUUACUAUAAAUGGAAAUCAAGAGGGAGAACUUUUGCAACAUUUACCUCGGAUUUACAGUGAUGGUUGAAGAGUUAUGUCCCCUUGGUUCAGGAUCUGUGUUAGCCACAGAGGCUACUAUACCUCAAAUUGUUGACACUUCAGUGAACAUCCAUGUUGACCUAGGUCCUGUUCCACAGCGAUGAUCUUAUCUGCGUAAUCGUAAGGCCAAGAUGAUAGCAUCCAUAAUAUAACAUAGACUUGCGACUAUCUUAGCGCUAAGAUGAUCGUAACUCCCAUACUUCAACGUAGACUUGGGACAAUCGUACUGCUAAGAUGAUCGUAAAUCCCAUACUUUAACAUAGACUUGCGACUAUCUUAGCGCUAAGAUGAUCGUAAAUCCCAUACUUCAACGUAGACUUGUGACAAUCAUAGCGCUAAGAUGAUUGUAAAUCCCAUACUUCAGCGUAAACUUGCGACAAUCGUAGCUCUUUGUGGAACUGAGACCUGUAUUAUUUAAAAAUACUUAAAUUCCACUAUUCAGGGAUUUGUCUCAAUCUGAUUUGACAGUCUCCUCUUACCAGAUAAAUCUGCCUUGUCUCAGAAACCAGUUCAGCUACGUUAUAAUCUCACUUCAGUAAAUCUUCCAUCGGACAGUAGAGCCUGUGAUCAGUGAUCGUGUGGGCAGUGUGUAAAGAUGCAACGUAUCGGAUUAACCGUAAUAAAAACAAUUGGCGAUUUAUGUGUAAACCACAUUUAGAACUGAAUCUGCAGGCAGUUAAAUGUUCUUUUGUUAAUCACAGCUGGGGCUGUCAGAAUUGAAGAUGAGUUCAUUUCCAAGGGAAGCAAAAUUUUUUAGAAUUUUUAUCAGUAUUACUUAAAGUUAGUGUUUCUUUUGUUUCUGUGACUGUCCUGUGUCUGGCUGUGCAUGUCAUUGUACCUCAUGGGUCGUUGCUCAUGCUCUGAGUCACUGGAUUGUCUGGUCCGGACUGGAUUAUUAGCAGAUCACCGUGCUAUGGCUGUGAUACUACAGAGUGCAGAGUUUAACACCAGUCACUGAAUUAGGCUGCUUAUCACAAGCGGUAUCUCUGUGUGUCUAUGGGGGCACGGGUGGCCUAGUCGUCUAAGGUGCCGUGAUUCGCUGUGCCUAUGAUUGUGGGUUCGAAUCCCGGUUCGCCCCAAUUAUGUUUCUAGGUUUGUCAGCACCACACCCGUGCUUGUGGGUUUUGUUUGUUUGUUUGUUUGUUUGUUGUUUAACGCCGCACUCAGCAAUAUUCCAGCUAUAUGACGGGGGUCUGUAAAAUAAUCGAGUCUGGACCAGACAAUCCAGUGAUUGACUUCAUGAGCAUCGAUCUACACAAUUGGGAUCGAUGACAUGUAUCAACCAAGUCAGCGAUCCUGACCACCCGAUCCCGUUAGUUGUCUUUUACGACAAGCAUAGUCACCUUUUACGGCAAGUAUGGGUUGCUGAAGACCUAUUCUACCACAGACUCUUCACGGGUCUAGUAGUAUAGUAGUGGAGUGGUAUAGUAUAUUGUGUGUACAAGACAAUCAGGGUAGAUACCGUUUGUCAAAAACCUGUCUGCACAUCAUUUAGGACUAGUGGUUUGUGUAUUUGUUUGUUUGUUGUUUAACGCCGCACUCAGCAAUAUUCCAGCUAUAUGACAGCGGUCUGUAAAUAAUCAAGUCUGGACCAGACAAUCCACUGAUUGAUAUCAUGAGCAUCGUUCUACGCAAUUGGGGUACAAUGACAUCAUCAACCAAGUCAGUGAGCCUGACCACCCGAUCCUUACGACAAGCAUGGGUUGCUGAAGACCUAGUCUCAACCUGGGUUUUCACGGGGCAGUCUGGAUUAUGUAAGAUAGCUACAUUUGGUUAGAAAAUAGUCCCCCUGUAUUUUCACUAGUCUUGGACUGAUGGAUUAAUAGCUGUGUCUUUCCCUGAGCAUCAUAAUCUAUUUGUGCAAUAUUUGGCAAUGUUAGUAGUUAUAACGUAAGGUAGGCCUGGUCAUGUGAUACUUAACUGUUUCCUCUACUGCUAAGCUGUUUCUAGAGGACUUGUUGAAUUAAGUUUCAUGAAGUUUUAACAAAGUUUAACAAAGUUUAAUUUAGUUAUUGAUGUUCAGCUAAAUCCCUCCAGCUACUCAAGUCAGUAAUUCUGUAGCGUGUAUAUGGAGCUUGGUAGUCUGAAUGUAUAUUUUCCCGGUUCGAUUCCCUACAUAGGUACAACGUGUGAAGAUCAUUUGCCCCGCCACGAUAUUGCUUGAAUAUUGCUGAAUGUGACUUAGACCCAACUCACUCAGUUAUAAAGUGCCAGGCCCUUCCUGGAAACGAGUCAUGGAGUCAUGUAUGUGACACCGUCUGACUCAAGAAGAUACUGCUCGUUCAUUUCAAUAAUUCUGUAGGUCUUCCAUUGUUUUUUGAUCUUGCUAAUUAUGUUAUGUGUGUAAUAUGAUGGGAAGACAACCACACGCUCCUCUCUCCCUGUUAAUCAACUGUUAAUAGGUAAAUGUAGUGACAAAAUGCUUAUAAAAGAUAAGCUUCUUUACAAUUAUUGUUGAUUGUUAUCCUGAUUUAGGGCUGGUGAGAGAGAGAGUUCGUCCCUGAUCAUGGAUAAAUCUGUUAUAGAGUAGAUCGAUAUUUAGCUUAUAUGAUGGUUUCUACCUAAUGUAUUUUACAUACUUCAGAUGCCAUUUUGUUUUUGAUUAUAUCUGAUUGUACAUUGUUCGUGCCACAAAUAGAUACUACGCAGAAAGUUGGUCGAUGUAAUGUGACCGUGAAGCUACAGAAUGGCCACUAAACAGAAAGACUUCAAUCCAAAGAUCCCGGAGGUUUCCUUCCAAUGAUUCUUACCAUCAUCUUAGAACAGUGUGCGUGUAGGAAGUCAGUUUCCCAUUUAAGAUUUGUGCAUGUAUUAUUAAAGACUCUUGUGAUAAUAUUGUGUAUAAAUAUACCAUGCCCUGACUGAGCAUUGUAGACAUUUGCAUGCCCUGACUCAGGAUAAUUGGGCUGUUCAUGACCCGAUUCCAAUAGUUUCCAUACCGGAAAACAGAUCUGCAGGAAAUGCUAUAAUACUGGAACAGAAAUCCAUUGAUCUUUGAAAAAAAGCCAAAGAACAACCAAAAUGGAGCCUGUCUCUCUGCUUGCUUGUUACCUUAGUGCAAUCAAUCCCCUCUUGCAAGUGUGCGUAGAGUUGAGAGUUUUUGUCCGAGUUCAAUCUCUGAAUUUUUUCAAGUGAAUAAACGUAGCAUACGUUGUCUCGUUACAAAUUCCGUAUUCAAAUGUCAGAGUAUUGGAGGCGGUCUUGUAUAUUAUUUUUUUAGCUCUGAAUAUGAUUCUGUCCUGCUUCUAACCCCUGAAUCAUGAAACAUGAAAACAGCAUUGGUUUGAAACCGCAUGGCCAUCACCGGAACAGAUGCACAGGUUGGGGCAGGAUGCCAUGGCAACGACCUCAUGACCUUUCUGAAAUUGCAGUGACCUCAUGACCUUGCAGUGACUUCAUGACCUUUCUGAAAUUGUAGUGACCUCAUGACCUUGCAGUGACCUCACGACCUUUCUGAUAUGGAAGUGACCUCAUGACCUUGCAGUGACCUCAUGACCUUUCUAUAUCAGAUGGUGACAACGAGACAUGGAAAAACCAACAUUUUUGAUGUGGGAAUGGACCAGCUUGAUAUGUUAUAACACAUCAUGAGCUUAGUGAAGAUUUCAAACUUACUUGGAUCUGAAAGCUUGGAAAAGUAAUCAAUGUCAAUUUGUCAUGAAAAUGCAUAUGUAUUUGAAUGUAAAUAGCUUUCGAUUUCAAAAUUAAUUAAGUCGUUGGAAAAAUUAUCAUUAUUUUUACAAAAGCAGUUUCCCGACCAUUGUCCAUGAUUGAUGAAGCUAUACCAAUAAUGAACUUCAAGGUCAGUACCUGAGUAUCCUGCACCAUGACUGUGAAUUAUAGGUACUUUAUGAAACCAAAACCAAUCUAACAGGUUUCAGUUAGUCGAAGGUAUUUGGUCUGCUGUGAGUUUGUGAAGCGUCCCCUGCCUGUGUUCUGUGACGGAGGCCGCGGUCAAUACACCAUCACCACAGUUGGGACUCUGUAACAUUACUACUCUGCUCAAUGUAUGAGUGCUGUAACUAUAUUGGAUUGUUAUAAUAAACAUGUACAAAGUUGUCAAA
This is a messenger RNA of Haliotis rufescens (red abalone), 7728 nucleotides long. Its product is annotated as glycogenin-1-like. The transcript has 10 exons. Lineage: Eukaryota; Metazoa; Mollusca; Gastropoda; Lepetellida; Haliotidae. The coding region runs from base 77 to 1741 and encodes 554 amino acids. Gene Ontology annotation, cellular component: cytoplasm. Gene Ontology annotation, molecular function: glycosyltransferase activity. The record is from RefSeq and is a predicted model, not a curated record.